GACAUAUAAGAAUCAUAGCACGUUAGUUUUGUAUGUCAGUAUGUCAAUCACAGAAUAGAAUUUAAAAUUCAAGUUUUUUUUAUUAUUUUUAAUGAUUAAUUUCGCAUCAGGCAAAGAUGAGGAGCAGGUAUUAUUACGAAUAAUAAGGCUAAAAAUACCUGAAACUAUGGGAAAAAUUCCACUUUUUGGUGCUACUACUAUGCUUCUAUUUGACGUAAAACGAAGUUAACCGAGUAUUUUGGUACAAGUCCGAGGUUUGGUUUCUCAAAGGUUGCAUUUGAGGUUGUUUAUAAUUAUUAUUUAUUCAAUUACUAUUGUUUGAUUGUGUCAUUUAUUUAUACAAAAAUGAAUAUAGAGUGAAAUUAUUACACGUCGAAAAGUAUUUGGUUAACAUUCACUUCAAUCAUUUAGUUAAAAAAUGUUUAUUUUUAUGCGACCCUGAGGAGUUUGGGAAAAUAAGGAAAUAUGGAUUCUUUCUUUAGUUUGUUCGACCCAGGGUCUUGUAGUGAUUGUUCAAACAAUCAAGAAUUUGCUCUGGAUAAUAUGAAUAAUCAGACUUCUUUGCCUCCAGAACCUCAGCUUGGGAACGUUGAAUAUAAAUUGAAGAUUGUUAAUCCGACAAAACAAAGAUUUGAACACUUAGUUACUCAGUUAAAAUGGAGACUGCGUGAAGGUAAUGGUGAAGCCAUUUACGAGAUUGGGGUGGAGGACAGUGGUAUCUUGGCAGGCCUUUCCAAAAGAGAUAUGAAUGCUAGUCUUCAAUCGUUGCAGCAGAUGGCUGUUAAAUUAGGAGCAACAACCACGAUAUUAAGAGAACGCAUUCUAGAUAAUGGUCGAAGUGUAGCUGAAGUAUUGGUUAGAAAAAUACCAGAUGAUCAAAAUAACAUUGAAAUACGGGUGGCCGUUCUGGGGAAUGCUGAUGCUGGUAAAUCCACUUUAUUGGGAGUUUUAACUCAAGGAAGUCUGGACAAUGGCAGUGGGCGGGCUCGCUUAAAUAUGUUCAGACAUUUGCAUGAGAUUCAGAGUGGUCGGACGUCGUCAAUUUCUCAUGAGAUUCUAGGAUUCAAUUCUCAGGGACAGCCAAUUAAUUACAGUUACAGUGAACUAAUAACUGCAGAAGAAAUCUGUGAUUCCUCAACUAAAUUAGUUACGUUUUUAGAUCUUGCUGGACAUAAAAAGUAUCUAAGAACCACUAUUCAAGGACUUUCCGGUUAUUCUCCACAUCAUGCAAUGCUUGUAAUAUCUAGUACAGCUGGAGCAGUUGGUAUGGCGCAUGAGCAUUUGGCAAUAGUAGUUGCCCUCAAUGUACCCUUUUUUAUUGUGAUAACUAAAAUUGAUUUAGUACAGCCCACAAGUACACUUCAGAGCCUUGAAUCAUUCUUAAAACAAGUUGGCAGUAGGCGAGUUCCAUUGAUAAUUAAAAGCCUGGAUGAUGUCAUUACUGCUGGAGCAAAUCAAUUAACAGAAAAUGUUGUUCCUAUUUUUUGCGUAUCUAGUGUGAGUGGCGAAGGAUUGGAAUUGCUUUUGAAAUUUUUACAUGUAUUGCCACCAGGAAUAAGCAUUAAAGAAAAAGAACGAUUGGAGCAGGAGUCUCCAGAAUUUCAUAUUGACGAGAAUUUUAAGGCUGGCGAUGUUGGUCAAAUUCUUGGAGGCCUGCUAACCAAGGGAGUAAUAACUGAAGGCACCAAAAUGCAAAUUGGUCCAAUGAAGGAUGGUUCCUUUCAGAAUGUUAUGAUCAAAUCGAUUCACCGCAACAGAGUACCAUGUAGAAUGGUACGUGCAGGACAGAGUGCUGCCAUAUGCCUUAAUACCUAUGUAUCUGGCUUAAGAAAUGGUAUGGUACUGUUAAGUUCAGAAGAGAACGCCAAGGGUUGCCUAUAUUUUCAAGCUAGUGUAUCAGUACUAUUCCAUGCCACAGCUAUUUAUCCUGGUUUCCAAACGACUGUUCAUAUUGGCAAUAUUCGGCAAACGGCAGUUGUAAUUGGUAUUUGUUCAUCAACUUGCAUCCAUACCAAUGAGCGCGAUUCUGUAUUGUUUAAAUUCAAAGUACAUCCUGAGUAUGUUUCAGUAGGCCAGAGACUACUAUUCAGAGAAGGAUCUGCUAAAGGUAUAGGUGAAAUCACUCAAAUUUUCCCUCUGUAGCUAGGAGUUUUAUGAAACCUAAAUAAUUUAUUUUCAUUGUUGAAUUAUUGCAACUUUUUAUACAGUUUAAGUGAUUAUGAUAAAAUCGAUUGAUUAUUAUAAAUUCUUUAUUUUAUGUAUUUACUGAUAUUAAUCUAGUCAAAUAUAAUUAUUUUGCUAAUUCAGGCAUAAUUAUUUGAUUGUUUUAUUUUUUUCAUGUAGAAAAAUUAGAAAAUGUGUUUUGUAAAUAAUCUAGUAUAUAACUUUUUUUUCACUACUAAUUUUAAAGAAAAUAUUGAUUGGAUUAAAACACUAAUUGAAAGCUCACAAUUUUAUUGAGAAAGCAAAAAAUUAUAAAAUAUCGUGCAUUUUGUGAAUCACUUCACAAAUUCAUAUUCUUUUAUCAUUUAGAAAUACGCAGCAGCAUAGAAAAAUUCUUAAAAAAAGGUUUUGAAUAGUAGUUGAUCCUAAAUUUAUAAUUAAUGGGGUUAUAGGGAUUUGUUUCUCUUAGUACCACAUAAAAAAAGUAUGAUGAAUAAAGCUACAAAACAUGUUUCAUAUUUUGUCAUUUUUCUCUACAAUAUUUAAUUCUCCAGCUCUUGGUAGUUUGAAUGUUAAAGCAAGUAAUGAGGACGGCGUUAAUGUUUUUAAAAAAAAUUGUGACCUGAUUAAAAUCAAAAUACGUACGACAUUAGUAAAUUGAAAACUUUUUAUAGUAAUAACCUUACUAAACAUUAUUAACCGUGACCACUAACAUAAUUGUUACUCCACACUGUCACCCUAUCUCUUGAUAUAGUAUAUAAAAAUAAUUGUACGAUUUUUAAUGAGGACUACCUUUUUACACUCAUCAGUUAGUAUCACUGGCUAGUGAUAUUUGGAAGUACAGCUUUCAAGCUUUCGGAAAACAAAGAAGGAUGUGAAUUUCCAAAAGACAUACCUCGGAAAGCAGUAGUGAUUUGAAGAGAUAUAUAACUUGUCAAAAUAUUCAUUUCUUUAUAAAAAAACAUAUCAAAGCAGUGAUUUGUUUAUCUAAAGAACUAAUUUUAUGUUCACAAUGAUACCUCAUUUAUGGGGUAUGUCAUUCAAUAAGUAGUAUUCAAUGCAAGCCUCACAUUUUUUCUUGAAAAAGGAAAUUUUCAAUGAACAGUUGAAGUGUAUUUGAAGGUACUAUAAAAUAUUUUAUAUUUAAUACCUUUUAGGAUAUAUUUUUGUGGUAGUUCAUAUCUGAAUUUCGAUUGUUGUUGAGCCCUUCAAAUGUUGUAGUUAUGGGGAAUCAAUUCAACAGAUCAUUUAACAGUGAUUACGAAGUUAGUUUUAUAAAUUGCAACCUCAUUUCAGUUACACUUGAUAUUUCUAGCAAUAAAAAUGUACAAAUUGUAGCUAUUCUCGUACCGUUUCGAUUUUAAUGUACAAAUUAUAAAAUUGACAGGAAAGAGCUUUAAAGUUGAUUAACAAAAUUAAACUAUUCUGUAGUAUGAAGUAAAUCUAAGGGGGUUCUUAGAAACAUUAUUUUCUCUUCAAUACUGCUAAAGUGACAUCCACAAUUAAAUUUUUACUUGCCUUUUUUACCUUUGAAAAUUUGAAAAGUUUACAUACAGAGCUGCUUUCAUGUUUUUUUUAAAUAAUCCUCAAGUUUGAAAAUAAGUUAAUUUAGUAUUUAAUAUUUGUAUUAGAGUUUAUUUUUAUUUUUUUUUAAUUUAUUUUUACUUUAUUUUCUUUAUCGUCUACAUAGAGGAAUUUCUAAGAACUCUUACUAUUAAUACACUCAGGAUGUGAAAUUGCUGUUUCUAUAUUGUAAUGUGAAGAAAUGAAUCUGUGAUUGUAUUUUAAGCAAAGUAUAGGUAGAUUUGAAACAGUAUUAAUAUUUUAGCUUUAUAGUUCUUUGAAUCACUUAAAACAAUGCGACAGUACCCUAUGUACCAUUUUGGUAGAUCUCGUGUUAAAUAAAAUGAUUUAAUCACU
This is a messenger RNA of Diorhabda carinulata, 4083 nucleotides long. RefSeq names its product GTP-binding protein 2. The record is from RefSeq and is a predicted model, not a curated record. Gene Ontology annotation, biological process: translational elongation. NCBI's taxonomy places the organism in Eukaryota, Metazoa, Arthropoda, Insecta, Coleoptera, Chrysomelidae. The coding region runs from base 466 to 2142 and encodes 558 amino acids. The transcript has 6 exons. Gene Ontology annotation, molecular function: GTPase activity; GTP binding; translation elongation factor activity.